AUGGUAAAGGAGGAUAUUGUAAAUGACAAUGAAGAUUCUGAGGCAUCAGUAUGUGAGAGAAAUGGCAUGAUACCCAUGCACGAGAAAAGUGAGGAGGGACCAACAGUAGAUGCCAAAGGUACUGAUGGGAAUAUGCAAACAGAAGAAACUGCUCUCUUGAAUCACUCUGCUCAGCAACCUCCAGAACCAACAGCAGGACCUCCAAUACCUACAAGAACAUGGAGGCAAAUAUUUGCUUGUCCUCCUCAAGGUUUACUGGCCCGAACAGUGACAAAUAUUGCAGUCAUGGUUCUGGUUUGGGCUGUGGUUUGGUCCAUCACUGGGACUGAGUGUCUCCCAGGUGGAAACCUGUUUGGAAUUCUUUUUCUUUAUUUUUUUGCUGUCAUUGGAGGUAAAAUUUUUGGAUUCAUUAAAAUACGAACACUACCUCCUCUCCCUGCUCUUCUGGGGAUGCUACUUGCUGGUUUCCUAAUCCGAAAUACCCCAUUCAUCAGUGAUAUUGUCCAGAUAAACCUACGCUGGUCUGCAACACUGAGGAAUAUUGCUCUUUCUAUUAUCUUGACCCGAGCGGGGCUUGGCCUGGAUGCAAAGGCUCUUAAGAAACUCAAAGCAGUCUGUUUACGGCUUUCUUUUGGACCAUGCCUGUCAGAAACAUGCACAGCUGCUGUUCUUGCCUACUUGUUCAUGCAUUUGCCAUGGCAAUGGGGUUUUAUAUUAGGUUUUGUUCUAGGUGCAGUGUCCCCUGCUGUGGUGGUCCCCUCAAUGCUGAUUUUACAAGCUGGGGGAUACGGGGUGCAGAAAGGUGUCCCAACUUUGCUAAUGGCAGCUGGCAGCAUUGAUGACAUUCUGGCUAUCACGGGCUUCAACACUUGCCUUGGAAUGGCUUUCUCUUCUGGUUCUACUCUGUACAAUGUGCUCCGUGGAGUGCUGGAGGUUGCUGUUGGCAUUGCAGCUGGUGGGAUUCUGGGAAUGUUUGUUCGAUAUUUCCCAAGCCGUGAUCAGGCAUCUCUGGCAUGGAAGAGGUCAUAUUUCAUACUUGGGCUAUCCAUGUUUGCUGUUUUUGGCAGCAUCUACUUUGGCUUCCCUGGAUCAGGAGGGCUCUGCACAUUAGUCCUGGCUUUUGUUGCAGGUGUGGGAUGGUCUAAUGAAAAG
Messenger RNA from Mesitornis unicolor (brown roatelo), 1152 nucleotides. It is a transcript of the gene SLC9B2, whose product is annotated as solute carrier family 9, subfamily B (NHA2, cation proton antiporter 2), member 2. The transcript has 8 exons. Gene Ontology annotation, molecular function: antiporter activity. NCBI's taxonomy places the organism in Eukaryota, Metazoa, Chordata, Aves, Mesitornithiformes, Mesitornithidae. The record is from RefSeq and is a predicted model, not a curated record. Gene Ontology annotation, biological process: proton transmembrane transport. Gene Ontology annotation, cellular component: membrane. The annotation marks the transcript as partial.